AUGACAGAAGUGUUUUGUCUGUCAUCUUUCCCAUACGUUCUUUUGCCGUUGUAUGUUAAGUCAAUUGGGUCAUUUUCGGCUGAUAAAAACAUCAAAUACUCCUCGUCAAUAUCAGAAUUCAUGAAGAAAACGUUGGAUAUCGAUCCAGCGCACUGUAUCAUUCAGUUCCUGAAUUUGGAUCCGGAAAAUGUAGGAUGCAGUGGUACGACAAUGAAGGAGCUUGCAAAGAAAUAA
Molecule: messenger RNA, 234 nt
Organism: Loa loa (African eye worm)
Lineage: Eukaryota; Metazoa; Nematoda; Chromadorea; Rhabditida; Onchocercidae
Product: macrophage migration inhibitory factor 2
Exons: 2
Coding region: 1-234 (77 amino acids)
Source: RefSeq, a predicted model, not a curated record